Molecule: messenger RNA, 732 nt
Organism: Meyerozyma guilliermondii ATCC 6260
Lineage: Eukaryota; Fungi; Ascomycota; Pichiomycetes; Serinales; Debaryomycetaceae
Gene: IFU5
Product: WW domain-containing protein IFU5
Exons: 1
Coding region: 1-732 (243 amino acids)
Molecular function (GO): protein binding
Source: RefSeq, a predicted model, not a curated record
AUGCCGGACGGAUCACUGACCUUACCUGACAUUUGCUCCGGCUGCCAAGACCUUAUUAUUAUGGCACAAGACAAAACAAAAGUUCCCAAAGUACCCGACGGCUGGUUAGCCAAGUUUGACGACAAGUACAGCACGUGGUUUUACGUAAACUUGUCUACGAAAAAAUCCCAAUGGGAACCGCCAAACGGCACCACUUUCGACUCUCAAUCUGGAGACGAUGUUCCGCCACCGGCGUAUUCUCCCAACGGAAAAGACAAACUAAGCAAGCCCUCUGUUUCCUCGAGCGGCCGCACCCCUAGUCCAGGACCCCUGGAGGGCCGAGGACUCUUGGGCAGCGUAAUGGGUGGCCAUCAUGGACAGAACCAAGGAGGCUACGGUGGAGGUCCAGGUUACGGAGGUGGUUAUGGGGGUGGUCCAGGAUACGGAGGUGGAUACGGAGGGGGAUAUGGAGGAGGUCCAGGUUAUGGAGGUGGCUACGGCGGACCAGGUUAUGGAGGUCCUGGUUAUGGAGGUGGCUACGGUGGAUAUCCAAUGCAACAACAGUAUGGCAGACCUCAAAGAAGCGGAUUUGGAGCAGGAGGAAUGGCAAUGGGUGUAGGUGGAGGUUUGCUUGGAGGAAUGAUGUUGGGACUGAUGAUGGACAAUCACGACGACCAAAUGGCUUACCAAGAUGGCUACCAAGAUGGUAUGGAUAAUGACAUGGGAGGAGAUAUGGGCGGCGGAGACUUCUAG